Rotaria socialis is the source of this 16329-nucleotide messenger RNA. The record is from the annotation of a GenBank genome assembly. NCBI's taxonomy places the organism in Eukaryota, Metazoa, Rotifera, Eurotatoria, Philodinida, Philodinidae.
AUGUAUCACACAGAUACAGAUGAGGAUAAUCCUACGGAAUUAGAAGAAGUUGACGUGAAUGAUGAUUCACUUUGCUCGAAACAAGACCUAAGACUCGCUGCUAUAAAAGAACAAGGAAUACUUUUAACAGAAGAAAUUACUGAACUGUGCACUUCAUUUAGAAAUCGUUUACGACAUGGACAAGUUGUCGGUUACAUCGAUAUACUUGCAAAACUCUAUUAUGAUAUUGCCUGUGCGAAUUAUAAAUAUUACAGGAGUGAUGUUAUAAACGAUAAUUUAAUAUCAGUAAAAGCAUAUUUAGAAAAAUGCAUUGAACAAUUUGAUUCUAAAGGUGAGAUAGCUAAUCAGAUUACUAUCAUCAAAGAUGCGAAAACUUUUCUAGAUAUCGUUUGUAAGAAGUAUUCUGAAUUAACCCAAAAGACAGAAAAACGUGAGAAUGAUUUACAAAACCUUCUAAAUCAAUGUUUAAAAGCAAAUAAACGUUCAAGGUCAAAUGAAACUUCUGAUGAAAAUGUAAAUCAUUUAGGAUCAUCUAUGAGAAAAGUUUUAGCUGAAAUAAUCCAAUGUAAUCUAGAAAUUGGUUCUAUAGAUCAAGUCGAGCACUACAUAAGACAUUUAGAAAGUCUACCGACUGAUGAAAAUAAUGAAAAUAAAUUAAUUGAAUAUAAAUUAAGAAAAGAACAAUUAGUAACAAUAAAUAUAGUGAUGAAAUUUGAAACCUAUUUAUUAAAUCCACAAGAUGAUGAUGUAGAAUCUUUUGUAAUUAAGAAGCCUGAAAAUAUUUCAGAUUAUCAAACAGAACUUAAUAAAUGGAAAGAAUUAUUUACUAAAUCGAACAGUAAAUCAAUUGUACUUAUUUACAAUCCUGAAGAAAACAUUAAUCUUUGGGAAAGUUGGUUUCGUAUUACAAAAAAAGUAGGAGAAUUUUUUCAUCUACGAAUAUCUAAAGAGUCGAUUAUUAGUCAACUUUUAAAACAUGUUUAUCAUUCUAAAGUAGUUACUGGUUUUAUUACUGAACUUCUCGAUCUAUUAGCAGAGAAAAAUGUGUUUAUCAAUGUUGAUGAUAAUACGAAUCAUCUUUUUACAAAUAAUCAGUUUAAUUUGAAAAGUAAACGAGCAAAAAUGAUUUAUAUUUGUAAGUUAUUAAGAAAAGCUUAUCGAUCAAUAGGAUAUUAUCCUUUUGAACAACGUUAUGAUCGAGCUGUUUAUUAUUUUAUAGAAGAAAGACAAAGGUUUCUAAAGAAAAUUUCUUCAGCAUAUAAUAUUUAUAUCGAUUCAAUAGAUUUAAAGAAUGAACCAAUAGUAGAAGAUUUUGAGAAUAAAUUUCCAUUAAAUCUCUUUCCACUUACUCCUGGUUCGAGUAUUAAAAAAUUAAAUGAUGUUGUACAAGAGGAGAACUUUUUCUUAGACAUUCUUCCUUAUAUUGAUGCAAUCAAAGAUUUUCAGCGUUCUUGUAAUUCUUUAUUUGACAUCGAUUGGAAACUUUGUUGGAAUGAAAAUGAUAUAGAAAAUAUAUUAAAUAACAUGCGUAAAGAAAAAAUUUAUGCGAAAAAAUUUUGUUUCUUAUUAAUUCAAUGCAAUUUAUAUGUCAUAUCGAAAUUAAGUCGAGAACAUCCUCCUAUAAACAGAAAUGCGAUUGUUUUGCAGAAAAUUGAAAAUUAUUUUCAUUGUUAUUUUGUAAAAGAUAAUCAAUGGAUAAAAGAUUGCAAAACAAAGGAAUUGAUAUUUCGAAAAGUUGAAAACAUUGAUUUAGAAAAUAUACAAAUAACCGAAACACUUCGAUUGAUUAAAGAAAAUGAGUUUUCCUAUGAACAAGGUAGAACUGAAAUUGAGCACCUUGCUGUUGCAAUGAAUUUGUAUCGAUGGUAUUUUUAUGGAAAAUUAGCUUAUGGUAGCAUAUCCGAAGGUUAUGUUGAUAUGAAACCUGAAUUGAAUAGGAUAAAAAAUCAUUUGAAAGAUAUUUUGCCUGAAGAUUUACAGGGAGAAAAGAGCGAAAAACUUAUUGAUAGAGAAAAAGAAAUUGUUAAAAAUUUAUCGAAAAUUCCCAAUAUCGAUAAUGAAUAUUCGAAAGAAUAUAUCCUAAAACCGAUAUCAAAAAGUGAUUAUGAACAACAACGGUUUCUAAAAAAAGGAAUUCUUAUCUAUGAUAUUCGAAAAUUUAAUGAUGCAAAUUUAUUAAAACAACAAAUUAAAUCUGAUGUUAAUAAAAAUUUAGCUUGUGUAGUUAAAUUAACCAAUCAACAUUAUAUUUGUUUGUUUAUUGAAAGUAAAAAACCUUAUCAAUAUAACUAUGAUAUGAGAUACAUUCAUGUUCUGGAUUCUUCUUAUGAAAUCAUUGAAAAAAAGGCCUUAAGUUGGUUAACAGGAGUUAUGGAUAAAUGUGUUUAUAAACUAAGUUUAGUCGAAUGUCCGGAACAAAGAUCAAUGGCAGAAGAUAGUUUAUUACAUGCAUUUUUAAAUGCAACAGCGUGUCAAUGGGCGGUGGAUAAUCGUUGUUGGAAAGUCUUGAAAAAUAAUUUUCAUCGACAGAAGUUUUCGAGUAGAGAAAAUAUUGAAAAACUUAAGAAAUGGUUUGUGGACGAAGAUCAAAAUGAAUUUGUUUUGGAUGCGAAUGAAGAUAUUUUAUCGAAAGAUAAAGUUAUUGAGACAACUGAAAAUUUUCUUCGUUUAGUGAAACCGAUUAUUUAUCGACAUUUAAAUCCUGAUCAACCUUUAGAAUUAGAACAGAUAAAAGAAUAUGUUGAAGAUACAUCGAAGAGUUUUGCUGAUGUUCGAAACUUUAAUGAUUUGAUUGAAGCUAUUUGUCGUAUGAAUAAUAAUGAAAAUCAAGAAGAAAUAGAAAAGAAUGUUGAAGAAAUUCGAGUAGUUAAAGAUAGUCUUGAAGAAAAACGACAAGAAGAAUUAGAAUCUGAUGUUUUUGUCGAUCUUAUGUUUGAAAUUCUUAAGAAAACAUAUUUAGAUUUAUUAUUCACUUAUCAGGCAAUAGAGGAAAAUUUCGAAACUUUCGAAGAUAAAUUACAUCACGCGAUAUUGAUAAAUCUAUUGGAAAAAAAUGUUUUAGUUACGAAAAAUGAAUAUCCUGAUAGCGCUCAGAAAAUCGACGCGCUUAUUCAAGAAUUAUUUACAUCGGAAGAUGAAUAUUUAAUGCCGUAUAUAAAUUUUGUAGAAUCACUUUUAAAUUUUACAUCUGAAUUAACUGUACAAUGUGAAAAUAUUAAAAGAAGGUUAGAACAAGUCGAAGCUCAGCGUCGAAUAGCUACGAAUAAGUUCGCUAAGGCAAGUUUAGAUGUGGUUAAAAAUUUCGUUAAGAAAUUUGUUAACAUAGAAAAUUCUUUAAAGGAAUUUGAUUCAAUAUUUAAAUGCCUUUUACCUAAUUGUUAUGAAUUAUUGGAAAUGGAUGAGAUAAAUAGACUCUUAAAACUUCAUAUUUAUGAAAAACUUUCUCAUAAAAAUCAAGAUUUCGAUGAUAUUAAAAGCUGUAUUGAUACUUUAAUUGAUCAUAUUCGAAUACAUGUAUUGAUCAAAAAAUCUUUGGAAGAGAUUAAUACUCAAAAGUUAGAAGAGAUCUAUGAUUCAUUUAAUCAAUGUACAAAACCGGAGAAAAUUGAUGAAAGAGCCAUUCACUAUAUCGGAGCAUAUAUUCGAACAACGAUGAUGAUUAGAAUCGAUGAUUAUAUGAAUAGUUUAGCCAAAUUUCGACAUGAAUCGUUGAUGAGUAUUGAAAAUUUUGAAAAACAUUUACACGAAUAUCUAUUGAAUUCUAUUCAAGAAUCUAUUCGAAGUGGAAAACCUAAAACUCAAGUAGCAAAGGAAGCCUUGCCGUUUUUCAAAUGGAAAGAUUUUGAUUAUGAAAUAAGAUUAUUGGAAAUUAAAGAGCUUGUAAAAUAUUUAGCUAAUAAAAAUGAUAUAAUACCUCCUGAUGUCAUAAAUCUAUUAGCAGAGCGACUCGAUGAUACUAAUCAUAGUCAUUAUGUUUAUUUCAAAAGAGAAACUAAUGAUUUGAAAAAAAUGUUAGAUCGAUUUGGAAAAGUUGCAGAAGUUUUACCGAAAUUUAGUGAAUUAUUUCGAGAAACGUUAAAAAAUCGAUAUGAUUCUCUAUCAGACAAGGAGAUAUUUUCUGAUGGAGGUAAAAUUAAAAAAGAAAUAUUUAAUCGCCUUAAACCGAGUAUAAAAUUUGACGAUAUUGAAAAUAUUAUUAAGAGUUUUGACAAUGAAAAACUUAAUAUUUCAAACAAAUUAAAAAUAUUUGUAGUAGAUAACGAUCAAAAGGCGAGUGCUGAAAUAAGCCAAUGUUUACGGAAUUGUAUUAUGGAUACAGCAGAAGCAUAUGGAUCAAGUUUAUUAGACUUUCGUUGUCGUGCUAUGACUGCUUUCGAUCAUUUUGAAAAGAAUUUAUAUAAAUUCUUAUCGAGCUAUGAGUCAGUUAGAGAUAGAAAACGUAAUGGUUUAGAAAUGUAUUUGAAACCAUUUUCGAAUUAUGACGAUUAUUCUCAUGAUAAAUAUGAUAAUUAUUUAUUUGAAUAUAAAAGAUUUGUAAACUAUUUACGUGGAAGAUGUCAAUGCGCUGAAAAUUUAGAAGAGAUUUUUAAAGAAGCUGAACAUACUUUUAAAUGGUUUUUUAAAGAAAGACUAAAGAAUUUAAAAAUUAUGUUAAAUAGUCAUAUUAAUUGGUAUGAAAUAGAAGUAUUAAAUCAAGAAAAUUAUUUAAUUUUUCAAAUAAAAACAACUUGUGCAAUUCUUAGUGAAAUUUUACAAAUUCUUAAAGAUAAUCAUUCAAACUGUUUUUGUCCUGAUAAUGAAAUAAGGAUUAUUAAUUGUGAUAAUCUUUAUAUAGAUACUAAUUUAUCAGAUAAAAAAUAUUCUGGACUAAAUAUCGUUCUUGUAAGUCCUAAUCAGCAUUUAUUUGGCCAUAGCCCCGAUUUAAACAUUAAUACAGACGGAAAAGCCGCACAAGAUAUUUGGAAAGAUCGUCCAGCUAAAGAUGGUCAUGGAACAGAUAGUAACAGAAAUGGAAAGGAUGGAUCUGAUGGAAAACCUGGCACGAGUGCAGGACAUGUAUAUGUAGUUGCGAAUAAAUUACCUCCUAUAAAAGUCUCAGCUUGUGGUGGACAAGGAGGACGAGGACAAGAUGGAGGAAACGGAGCUCCAGGUUUAGAUGGUACAGAUGGAAAGAAUGCGGAUGAAGAGAAAGUAAGAGAUAAAUUAGAAGGGUGGUGGGUUAUUGGAGGUGCGUGGUCAUAUCGUUGUCGUCGUAUUGGUACUGAUGGCACAUCUGGUGGUUCGGGAGGAGAAGCUGGUUCAGGAGGAUAUCAUGGUGAACAAGGGAAUCCUGGAAUAGUAAAAUUAGUUGAUUUAAAUGAAGUUGUUGCGCGCGGAAAACAUGUAAAUACAGAAAGUAAAUCGGUGAGUUCCAAUGGUAAACCAGGAACACCUGGUGAAGCUGGAAAACAUGGUAGAGAUGGUUUUGAUUAUGUUGCUUUAAGUAGAAGUACACUUGCUAGACGAUCAGUGCAGGAUAAAAGAGGCCGCCUUGCUCAUAAAGAUAGAUAUUAUGAAAAUGAACGCAAAUUUGUCAAACGCUUCCCCAUGCUUUCAUUUGAGGCCCAUGAAAAUAAUCGUAGAUUUAUAGGCAAAUAUGAUGCUGAACGUUCAGAACACAGAGAUAGACACAAUCAUAGGCAUAAAGAUCAAGAAGUUGCAAAGAAAAUACAUGCUAUUAAUAAUCAACAUGUUUUUCUACAAACUGCACAUUUCUUUGAGCAAUAUUGUAACCCUGAGAAUGAAGCUACUUAUCAGCAUUGGAAUGCUUCGAGUUUAAGUAGAUUUUUAGAAAAGAUGGCUGAUUUAGAAAAUUUACCUUCACAUAAAAUAAAUAUACGACCUGAUCUUGAACAUGAUGUUCAAGAAAUUUUAAUUCUAAAAGAAAACUUUUUACACACUGUCAGUGCAGAAAAUCAACGACUUCAAGCCGAAAAACUCGAUACAAAUCAAUUGAGUAUUGGAAUUUUGUUAUUAUCACAAGAAGUAUUAAAUCAAUUUGAGAAAGGUUUACAAUUACAUCAAACUAUUUAUCAACAAUUACAAAAUGAAAUACAACGAGUAGAUGUUCAACAUUUAGCAACAGGAUUAGAAAUUCGUAGUACUGAAAUUAUAAAUUUAAGAAAUGCAAUCACUCGUAUUCUUAAUGAACAGCGUUUUAGUCAACGUCUUGCUGCAAUGCAAAGACGAUUAGAAACACUUAUAGAAAUUCCACGAGAAGAGCUUUCGAAAACCAUACUUAAUCGAAAGAAUAUUCAAGUUAUAAAAGAAAAUUUAGACAAACAAGAAUGGAAAAAAUUUGACAAUAGGUUUAUUGACGCAACAAAUUUUAAUAACGAUCUCAAUGAAAAAUCUCUUUUGAAAGUUGGUGAUGCUUCUCUAGAAAAAUUUAAAAAAAUAAUUUCUGAAACAGAAGUAAAAGAUAUCGAAUUAAAACCAAUCUCAUAUUUCAUUAAUAUUUAUUUUUAUAAUUUCCAACAGGCAAGAUUUUGUUUGACAGAUUUGAAAACUAUUAAAGAUCAACAAGAAAAAUUAGAUGAAAUUUUCUUUAAAUAUCCACUAUUAAGUGGUAAUCAUGUGUUAGAUUUAUUCAUCAAUUUUUCUAAAUCAUUAGAGAGAGAAUGGUUAAGACAUUAUUGGAUUAUAUGGACACAGAAAACUUUGACAUAUCUUCAAGAAGUUUUUUAUGAUAAUCGUAAAGAAGUUGAAACGAAUCUGCGAAAUAUUUUGCAAACAAUAAAAACAGCUAAUCAUUUUCAACUUGAACAAAUUGACUUUGCACAAAAAUCGUCGUUUAUAUUAAAAGGAUUUUCGUACUACGAUUUUGACAAGGAUUUAUACAAACAAAAUCGAUCUGAAUUGAUUAAAUCUAUUAAUGAUUUUCAUGAGAAUAGUAAUCAAGAUAAUUUAGUUAAAGUUUUUAUGACUUUUUCGGAAUCUUCGUUCUUUAGUCUUAGUGAAGCUAAUUCAUUACAGAAUUUAUUAAUGAAUAAAGUACAAUUGGAUCUUAUCUAUGAUUUUCUUCAAACUAUUCUACAUAAUGUAAUUGUAAUGAACAUAAUCGGAAAAAUUUCUGAGAAAUUAAUCAGUUGUAUAGAAAAGAUAGAAGAAGUUCUUGUUCAAAAUCCACGAUCAUAUUUAUAUGAUAUUUUUCUUAAUUUUUCGAUUUAUAUCGAAGGGUUAAGAAUAAAAAGUUCUCUGACUGAUGAACAAAGGAAAACUCUAGAUGAAAUAUAUAAAUCAAAUGACUUAGAACGAUUGCAAGCUUUUCGUUUAUCGAAACCUUUUCAAAAGAGAAUUAUUAAGUUCACAAUUGAACAAGAAAUAGAUGCUUUUAAUACAUUAUAUGAUCCAACAUUAGUAGAAAACUUCUUGAUACAUAUUUCUGAUCAGAUUAAUAGUCCAACUAAAGUUUCUAAAGUCAUAAAAUUUGUUGAAUGGAUAACAAAAAGUGUCUAUUUUUUCGAAUAUAAGAUUGUAGAAAAUAUCUUUCAAAUUGUAAACGAAAUUUUAAAGAAAACAAUUGAUAAGAAUUUACUUGAUUCCUUUUCAUUCUUACGAAUUGUCUUUGAUUCUCGAAUAACAAGAGUUAAAAUUGAAAAACGAGAAGAAGAUAUUAAAUCAACUUUAGAAAAUAGAAAAACAAUAUUAAAUGAUAUCACAUUGAAUUUAGAUGAAAUAAAUACUUCAUUUAAUACAAGAAUAGAAGAAAAUAUUGAAAAAGUCCUUGAAUUUUAUGGUAAUUUACUAAGUUUCAUAGAUCGUACAAAACUUGAUGAGUUCGGAGGUCUCUUAGAAGAUAAAUUAAAUCAAAUAGCAACGAACUAUGCAACUUUACAAAAAAACCUAUCGAAAACACCUGUAAUCGAUGAAAUGAAAAGGCUUUUAAAUAGUCAUAAAGCAAAUAUUUCAUCAAGAGCAUCCGAACAAAAUGAAACAGUAAUACUUAUCGAUCAGUUUCCUACUAAAAUACAAACCGCGAUUAAUAUUAUCGAACAACAAAUAAAUCUUAUCAAUAAACAAAAGAGUGAAAACAAAAUGUUUGAUCAUAAACAAAUUAUUUUAAAAAUUCUUGAAGAUUUAUUUUCUAACUUUGCAAAUCUUAAUGACAACUUUUGCCAAUUUUUAACCGAAAGAUUAAUGACAAUUUAUACUCCACCAAAUGAUUCAUUAUUUAACACGAACACUUCUCAUGAAAAACUUGUGCAACAAUCGAAAUUUUGUCUUUUUAUGAGUAAAAUCACAGAAAAUAUAGGAGAAAAACUACUCACUCAUUUAGAACAAAACCUUAAAAUUAAAGAAUCAGUAAUGGAACAAAUUGAAAGGUUCGCAAAUCAAUCUGGAGAAAAUGUUUUAGAUGAUUUAGUGUUACCAUUUCUACAUAUCUUAAAUCUAUGCGAAUUAAGUCCUAGAGAAAAAGUGAAUGACAUUCUUCAGUACAUCAAUUCAGAGUCCACAAAUAUUAACCAAUCAAAUCAAUUAUUAGAGUUAAGAAAAAACGUUUUGUACAAAUUGAUUAAUUAUUAUCCACUUUUUGAAAUUGGCCUUAGUUCGAUCAGUAAAUAUAUGCGGAAGUUUAAUUACAUUGAGAUAAAAAUUGAAGAUAAUAUUACAUAUUUUGAAUUUAUAUUAAGUUUUCUAUACCAAGAACGACAAGAAAAAACCGGAAUCCUUCCAGACAUUUACGGUCGAUUUUAUGAAUAUUGUAAAGCAAAUGGAGAGAACGAGACUCUUCAGUUUACAAAUUUUGCAAGAUUAAUGAGAAUUAUUAGUUGUACUCAUCGAGACUAUCAACAAGCUAGAGGACCUAAUUUAGUUCAUGCAUUGUUUCAAGUUACUUUAGUUCAUGUUUUACUUGAACCAGAAAAUCCAUUAGGACCUCUUAAAAAUGAAUUUAUCGAUGCUUUAUAUUGGUUUUUUCAAGCACUUUCUGAUUACGAAUCGUUAGAAAAGACGACUGAUAUAAACAUUGAAAUAAAUUACAUUGUUACACUCAAUCAAAUGUGUGAAAGACUCGAUAAAUUAUGUAAGGAUACAACAAAGAAGAAUAUCAAUGAAUAUACAUACUUGAAACGAUCAUUAGUGACUAUUUGCAAGGAAAUGAUUAUGAGUAGUGUAGUGAAAUAUAUAACAAGUCUAUUCGAACAAAAUAAAACUGCAGGAUGGUUAGAAGUUGUGAUUUAUUUUCCUGAAUUAUUCGAAGAAUGUUAUAAUCAAUUUUUUGAUGAAAUUGAAAACUAUCGAAAGUCUUCUAAUAUCGAUAAUAUUCAAGAUUUUAUAUAUGAAAGAAUUAAGUCUGUACAAGUUGAAAAAUUAAAUAAAUUGUAUCCUUUAAUUAAUAGAGAAAAGGUUCCGAUACCAAUUUUUUUUAAAAUAUUUGAUGGAUACUUAGAACCGGGUGAUGAAAAACCUUCUAUUGAGAAAAAAACUCCAUGUGAUGUUAUUAAUUUUAAUACAUUACUUGGUAAAAUUAUUGAUAGAAUUGAAAUCGAAGGAGAUUUAGUUAUAGAUGAUGAUACAUUUCAAAAAGUUUUACAAUGUAUUCAUUGUUUUAAGUAUAUACCUGUAGCUAUGGAGAAAUUAUCAUCUACAUCUCAAAUAGAUUGGUUAAGAACUUUGUUAAUCGAACAUAUUAUUGAAAAAUAUAAACUAAUCUUUCCCGAAGAAAAUAACUUUGAAAAUCUUCGUUGUAUGUUAAUGAGAAUCAAUGAAAAAGUUUUAUUAUUGUUUAAUAAUGUAUUUAUAAAAGAAUAUAUUGAUCGAAUUUAUCAAGGAAUGGUUAAAAAUUCGAAUAGUUCUUUACCAGAUUAUCAAAAAUUGACUAAAGAUAAGUUUAUUAGUAUAGUUAAUCUAAUGGGAAAAGUGAGUGGAUCAAAACAACUGUUAGAUCAAUUAGCUGAUGCUUCGUUAGCAGUUUGGGAUACGAUACUUUAUGAAGUAGAAUUUUCUCAAAUAUUUAAUAGAGAAAUGUCGAAAGCUGGUGUUAAUUUAGGCGAAGUUGGUGUUGAAAAAGCUUUACUGUUCCUUAAUCGUAUUAGAAUUCAAUUAGGUAUUGAAAAUUAUGGAAGUUUUUUAGAAUUUUUUCAACGAAUUGCAGAUAAAAUCAAUAAAGCAAAAACAAAACCUAUUCAACAUUUAAGUAAAUUAUUAGAAGCUCUUUAUUAUAAGAAAAUAUCUUUUGAAAAAGCCCAUGAAAUUGUAAUAAAUUCCGAUUACAUUCAAUGGUCGGAGAAAAUUAAAGAAAUUGAAUCUGUGAAAUUUACUAUUAAAAAUCAAACCGACCGUCCCGCAAGAGAAAUAAUUGAUCAAAUGAAAAGUGAACAAAAUAAUAAAAAAAACGUCAUAUCAAAAAAUCUUCUUGAAAGAAUUGCUCAACAAGCAAGUCGAAUUCGAGAACUAGCUUUAAAUAAAAGAAUAGACGAAGGUGAUGAAAAAUCUAAAAUCGGCGAAGAAAUUCAAAGUAUUUUUAAUCUCGAAUCAUAUCAAGAUAAACCUUCGGAAUAUGUUUAUUCAAAUUUAGAGGAUAUUGUUUCAUUAUUGAUCUAUUCUUGGUCUGUUGCUAAUAAAACACAGUUUCCUAAAGAUACACAAAUAGUUGCUUUAUUACUUUUUAUUCAUAGUUAUAAAAAAGGUCUUCUUGAACAAAUUCGUACUGGUGAAGGUAAAACUCUUAUUGUAGGAAUAACAGCUGCUUUUUUUGCAUUAUGUGGUUAUGCAGUUGAUGUUGUAUCAAGUAAUCGAGAUUUAGCUAUUGAAGGAGAACAAAAAUGUCGUUCAUUUUUUGAAUUAUUAAAACUUGAAAGUGGUCAUAUUUGUAGUGAAGAUGAUGAAGUUAAUCAUCAAGCGUAUAGACCUGAUUUAAGUACAUGUCAAGGUAAUAUUGUCUAUGGCGAAGUUGGAGCAUUUCAAAGAGAUAUAUUAGAAGAAGAAUUUAAUAAUAAGAAAAUAUUUGGUAAAAGAUAUGAAAAAAGAAGGAAAUGUUUAAUUGUUGAUGAAGUUGAUAAUAUGUGUUUAGAUCGCGCGAGACAUGUUCUUUAUCUUUCACAUGAAAUUGAAAGUUUAAAAUGGCUUGAAACAUUAUUUAUUAAUAUUUGGGCUAUUGUAAUUACAACAGAAAUAAAACAUGCAAAUGAUAUUGAUAAAAAUAUUGAAGAAAUAUCGAAAUUUAUACUAAAAUGUGUAGAAAAUAAGAACAUCUAUGUACCGGAAUAUUUACAUAAGUUUGUUAAGUAUAAAGUAAAACGUUGGGUUGAUAGUGCAUUUCAAGCAAAAAUAAUGAGAGAAGAUGAUCAUUUUGUAUUAGAUAUACCGAAAAGUGAAGGACAAUAUGCUCAAAAACAGAAGGUAAUUAUUGUUCUUGAUAAAGAUACAGGAGUUGAACAAUAUUCAACACGAUGGAGUCAUGGUUUAGCACAAUUUUUAGAACUAAAAUACCGACGAAAAUUAUCUGUUGAAAGUUUAAAAGCAGUUUUUAUUUCAAAUAAGGCAUUUUUUCAAAGAUAUAAAGAACAUCUUUAUGGAUUAACAGGAACAUUAGGAUCAGAAAAUUCUCAAAGUUUUCUAUUUGAUUUGUAUAAUGUACAAUUUUCCGAUUUACCAACAUCGAAAAAGAAAUGUUAUAUACAACUUCCUAGUAGAGUUGCAUUUGAAUAUAGCGAUUGGCUUGAUUUAAUUGCUAAACAAACAAUUGAAAUCGCUGAAAAACGACCUGUUUUAAUUAUUUGUGAAAAUGUUGAAGCAACCGAACAAAUUUGGAAUGAACUUAUUCGUAAUAGAGUUCCGCCUCAUACCAUAGAAAAGUAUCGAAGAGAUGGUGAUAAUAUUGAAGAAAGAUUUCAAAAAUCACCAGCAACAGCUGGUGAUAUAAUUAUAGCAACAAAUAAAGGAGGACGAGGUACCGAUAUUCAUGUAGAUCAAGUAGUAAAUGAUGAAGGAGGAUUACAUGUUAUUUUAAGUUAUUUACCAGAAAAUGUUCGAGUAGAAGAACAAGCAUUUGGACGUACAGCGAGAAAUGGAGCUGCUGGUACUGGACAGUUUAUUAUAGAAAUAGAUAAGUCGAUUUAUGGUGAAAUGUAUGAACUUGAUCAGUAUCCGACUGAUCAAGGGAAGUUAAAGUUAGAAGAAUUAUCCGAUGUUAUUUUAGAACGAGAAAAGAUUAAUCGAGAUAAUAAAGAAGCAGCUCGAUUAUCUGAAUUGAAACAAUCAAGUAUACUUCGUCUUGAGGUUGAAGAAGACCUUUUCGAAAAGUUUAAUGGGUUUAAGAAAAAAAUUUCAGAGGAAAUAUUUCAACCAUUAUUAAAUAAAGAAUUAGAAAAAUUGAAAGAAAAAUUUCAGUUAAGUCCUGCAGUGUCUCAAGAAGAAUUAGAAAAAGAUUUUAAAGAAAAAUUAGAAAAGCCAAGAGAAAAGAUUGCUGAAGGUUUAGAACGUAUUUUGAAAGAUCGUUGGGCAUUUUGGUUAGAUGAAGCGAAAGAAGAUAUAGAUGCGAUUAAAACUUCUCAAGAAAAGAAUACUUUAUUAAAGAAAUUUGAUGAAAAAUUUGUUAAUACAAUUACAAAUCUAUUAAAAGGUUCAGAUUUUGAUAAUUUAAUAAAGAAAUUUAUUGAAAAACCAGAAGAAGCAAUUCGAUUAGGAAAUUUUCUUCUUUCCGAACAUAAAUUUCUAUUAGAAAAUGCAUAUUCAAUGGCUAAAAAAUGUUUCGAAAAAGCUAUUGAAUGUGGAGAUAUUUCAGGUUUUUCAUAUAUUGGAUUAACAUUUACAAUAAUUAAUCUUAAGCAAAAUAAAGAAACGAUUAAAAAACAAUCGAGAAAAGAAUUAAAAAAAGCCCAGCGUUGUUUAGAACUGAUUAAACAAAAUCUAAUGGCGAAUCUUAAAAUCGCAGAAAUUCUUCCUCAAUCAGCUACGAGUGAUAUUCGUACAAAAAUAUCUUCAAAAGAAAAUCUCUAUGAAGAUCAAGUACGAGGAAAAUUAGAAGUUAUUGGAUUACAAUUACAUUAUUUAAACAAAAUUAUUGGAUCAACAGUUGAACCAAGUGAUUUUGUUCUUCAUACACAAGAAGAGGACAAGUUCAAAAAAGAAAAUAAUGAAAAAGGAGAAAAACUUUAUAAUUUAUUAGUAGAAAAGAACCUCAUUCAAAACGAUCAACUAAGAAAAUCAUUUAAAAACGAUUUCAAUAAAUUAAAAAUUAUUAUCCAAGAGAAUCUUGAUCCUUCGAUUUCCGAUGAAAUUAUUGAGUUAUUAAAGAAUAAAGAUGAUCUUAAUAAGAAAGAUUUUGAAAAUAUUGCUUGUUAUAAUGAUGAAUUAUGGAAAGUUUUAAAUGUUCGAAAUGCUGAAAAUAUUUUUAUAUUAAAUAUAGAACGAGUUCAAGGAGGAUUACCGAAUGAAUAUGAAAAUAUAUGGAAAGAUUUAGCAAAUCAAAUCAAUCCUACCGAAGUUAAUAUGGAAGUAUUUAACUCAUCUUCAGAAAAGAAUAAAUUGAAAGAUUAUUUAAUAAAAAAGAAACUAUUAGUUGAAACACAACGAGUUAAGAUUAAUGACUUAGAUUUAGAUCGUUUAAAUUUUCAAGGAAGAUAUACGAAAUAUGAAAAGAUCGUAUUUAAUUCAAAUGGUCAUGAAAAAGGAGAUUUGAAAACAUUUUUACAAGAAUUAAAAACACAAAUUUGUAAUGACGGAGGUCAAUACUUAUAUAAAACAUUUUUACCAUUUGGAACACAGGAAGAAGAAGGAAAUAAAAUUCGAGUACUUUUAAAAGAGAAAAAUAUAAUAAAAUCAGGAGGACUUGCUUCUAAUAAAUAUGGUAAUAAUAAAGAUAAGAUUUCUGAAAUUUUAGAUAAAAUAUUAGCAAAUACUAACUAUAUGAAUGAUAAAGACACAAUCCUCUCGCUUAUUUUAAGUUUACAAGGAGAUAUUCGUUCAUCUGAAAAAGAUUUAAAAGCAAAUUUGAAAGAUUUUCUAGAGCUUGAAGAUCAGGAAAAUGUUCCAAUGGAACUAAGAUUUUUCCGAGGACUCGGUCUUGAUAAAUUUCUAAUCAUUCAAGAAGAUAAAUCAUGGUGGGAUUGGCGCGCUUUUGCUGUUGCAAUGAUUGGACUUGCACAAGUUAUUGGAGGAGCAGUUUUAAUAUCAUUCGGUUGCGUCAAUAUAGGAAGUGCGCUUAUUGCUGAAGGUAUAUCUGAUAUGAUUUAUGCAACUAUGGCAGGAUUAACUGGUACAUUUAGUUGGAAAGAUUGGGCUAUACAAAAAGCAAUAAGUUUUACCAUUUCUUUAGUAACUGCGGGUAUAGGAAAAUUAGCAUCUUUAGGCUCGGUUGCAUCAAAGGCAGGUUCAUUAUCUAAAGCAGCAAUUUUCGCACAGGCAAUUAAACAAGCUGCUUAUACUUUUGCAACUACGUGUGCAACUAAUAUUUUAACAGAUAAAGUAAUGCAAGAGAUUCAAAAUGGUGUUAUCGAUAAGAUUGUUAAGGGUAUAGAAGAAAAUCUUUUAAAGGGUGUACAUAACGAAAUAAAUAAAAAAGUCAAUGAGAUUUAUGUUGCUAGCGGAGAUGAUCAAGAAUUUGAAAAAAAAUUUAAAACAAUGUCUGAUAGUAUUGGAUUAGCAUUAGGUGAAAAUCUAAUAUUAACACAACAGUUUGCUAAUAUUCAAACACAAGUUGUAUCUGCAUUAAAACAAAGUUAUGAUCGUUUUGGAGAUGCUUUACUUAAAUCGAGUUCAAAAUAUGCUAAAUUAGUGGGUGCGAGCGUUAAAUCAGUUGUUUUAAUUGAUAAGCUUUGGAAUACAAUUCAACCCAUUUUAAAAUUAACUGUAAUCAUAAGUACUUUAAAUAAUGUGAUUAAUAAUUCUAUAAAAGCAGAAAAUGCUAAAAGAAAUCACCAGAGUGAAUAUAUAACAAAAGUAUUAAUAAUAGAAUUAACAAGAUUAGUAAGAAAAGUAAUGAGUGCAGCAGUAAAUCAAAUAGCAAAAGGAGCAUCGUAUCUUGUUAAGACAUUAACCGAAUCGGAAUUCAAUGGAAAGAAUCCUAUUGAUGCAUUGAGAAAAUCGAAUCAAGAUGAAAAAGAUGAACGCAAAAGCCAAGUUUCUGUAGAACAACCUUCAUUAAAUAGUGAUUCGAAAAAAGAAAAAUUAGAUCAAGAAAGAAGAGAAAAUCUACAGAACAAUAUAGUAGAUCCGAAAGAAAUGAUGAAAAAUUAUGUUGAUGGCAUUAAAGAUAAAGAUCGACCUAUGGGUCUUGCUGAAGCAAAAAUGCUUGCCGAGAAAGAUAUGAGAAAAAUAGUUAUGUAUGAUGAAGUUAAUAAAGAAAAAAUUGUCGUCAGUCCUUCAGGAUGGAAAAAGAUACCUGCGUUUUUUAAACAGUCAGCAAAAAUAAAUUAUAUAGCCGGUGAAGAUGGAAAUUUUGGGCAUUUCGUAAAUGCUAGAGGACCUGGAAGAUAUGUUCAGGUAGCUGGACGUAAUGAUUGCUUAUUAAUCGCUUACAAAGAAUCACUUGGCUAUACGGUAAGCACAGACAUGAUCGAUAAAGAUCGAGAAGCAUUGUAUCAAUAUACAGCUCGACAUAUUGAUAAAUAUACAAGAAUCCGAACUGAACUUGAUACAAGUAAACAUAGUUCGAUAAUAGGUGGUGGUGCCGCACCAAAAAAACGAAAUCUUUUUGGAAAAAAUGAAACUCCAAUAGAAGGAGAUAGAAAACGUGAUCCGUCAUUAAAAAGUGAUGGAACUUAUAGAACUAAAGGACAUGAAAAGGAACGUUUAGGAAGUGAAUUUGGUGUUAAAGUUAGUGGUAAAACACAUCAAUUCGAACAUCCUGUUCCUUGGCAAACAUCAGCCGAGGAAGCUGAUCCUAAGCUCGAUCGAAGAUGUGGCGUUGGCGGUCAACUUGAACGUGCCGGGUCAGCUUAUGCUGAAGUUAAACAAGCGCAUCGAGAUCAUGUAGGUACAGGUGGCAGUGAUGCUGCUUCAAAGUUCUCAAAAUCUUUAGGAGUCGCUUUACGCGAAGACAAAAACGUUAGUAAUGCAGCCCAAAUGAGUUUGGUAGAAUAUGCUCAUACACCUAGCUAUGUCAAUAGUAUAGGAACUAUAGAAAAUGAAAUAGCCAAUGAUUCGUAUGUACACAUGGUAAUGAGUGCAGAUUCCGUGCCACUUGUGAAGGGUGAAUCAUGGACUAGGAUACCUUUUGAUAUCGAACAGAAGAAAGAAUGUAUUGUAGCACGAUGGAUUACAGUUAAUGGACGUUAUCCAAGCGGAAAUGAUGAAAUAAAGCAAAUCGUAGAUCCAAUCUUCAAAAAAUAUAAUCAUAAACUGUAA